This is a messenger RNA of Pomacea canaliculata, 3331 nucleotides long. RefSeq lists its product as uncharacterized. Lineage: Eukaryota; Metazoa; Mollusca; Gastropoda; Architaenioglossa; Ampullariidae. Gene Ontology annotation, molecular function: chitin binding. Gene Ontology annotation, cellular component: extracellular region. The record is from RefSeq and is a predicted model, not a curated record. The coding region runs from base 133 to 2958 and encodes 941 amino acids. The transcript has 15 exons.
AACGCUAUAAUUGCAAUGAGGAUGGGUAAAGAUCGAGGGUACAAUGCCCUCCGGGUGGCUAUAUGAUAAAUCAGCAAGUUUCGUGGUGUCUCCCAGAAAAACAGAGCUGCCAGGGGCAGUCAAAAGACCUUCAUGGAGAUCUUCAGGUUUGUCCCCGGCAUCGUCCUUGCCUGCGCGUUCGCCCUGUGGACUUCUCCAGCGCAUGCGCAAGUAGACGUGACGCGUCAAGAUGGCGCCAAGGGCUCGGGUAUCGUGGAGAUGGUGCUGAACGAGCUGCAGGAAGCUUGUAUUUACCCUGACUACAACCUUUUCCUUCGUCGUCUGGCUUACGUUGAAACACACGAUGGUAACGACCCUGCCACCUACACCACGCCCAACUACAACGGAGGCAUAUGGAAGGUGGACGAGGCCAUGUUCAGAAGAACACAGACGGAGGCCAACCAACUGUCAUUUCAAUAUGCCAGCAUCCUGAACAAGCUGGGGAUCGACUGGUCACAAGUCAAGUGGACAGACUUGCGCAAGCCUUUGUACUCGGCACUAGCUGCAGCCUUGUUUCUAACUCUGGAGGGUGGUCCGCAGAAUGUUCCUGCCUCUGUCAGCGCACAAGGAAAUUAUUGGCUGCAGAAUUACCAUCAAAACCAGACUAAUCACACGGCGCAGAACUAUUCUACUAUCGUAGAAAAGUUCCAACACACUUGCUCGCGAACCGAAGAUAUAGACCUCCUGUUCAUUCUGGACACGAGCAGCUCUGUGGGCCCAAAUGAGUGGACGGCCACAACCAACUUCGUCGUUGACAUUGUAGCCAACCUUGCAAUCCACAACGGCAUCGCUCCCGAUAAGGAUCGUGUUGCCAUGAUUACCUUCAGCACCAACGCGAAACUAGCUUUUAACUUCAACAACGGAAGCGACAUCAGAAGCGCCAUGGCGCAGAUCAUCAGCGCCUCUCACGUCGCAGGAGGAACUAACAUAUCCGCCGCCUUCUACUUGGCCCAGACAGAGGUGUUCAACAGUUUGCGCCCGAACGCCGCUAAGGUCAUCGUCGUGGUAACGGACGGCGAUACACCAGACUUCGAGCGGAGGACCCAGUCGUUGAUGGCGCUGAAGAUGUUGGACGUGCAGAUCUUCAUUGUUGGAAUCACCUCCUCCAUAAAGGACACAGAACUGAAGCUGGUGGGCAGCCAGCCCGAGUGCAUCUAUGUUCACCAUAUCCUGUCUUACGACCAGCUGCAUGAUGUCAGGCUGAGCCUGGAGAAGUUCACCUGUCGCGUACCCGAGGUGCUAGAGCCGGGUGUCCACACAUACCCGUGUGGUGUGAACGUUUUGGCACAGAUAUCUGGUAGUGCUUAUGGCUCGUCUUUGACAGUUACUACGUCGCACGGUGAAGUAGAAAUCUUUGGGACUAACUCAACGAACGUGCCAAGCCGUGACGAGCACGAGAUUAACACGACAGCUUCGGUCUUGGCCCCGGCCAGUUUCAUGUCCGAUGACCCACGACCUCUGACCUUCAGCGUCGAGAGCAAGGACCAGGGUGGCCUGCUGUGCAGCGGCAACUUCACGAUACGGGUGGAGGAUAACGCCGUCAAACGUACCGACUGCAACGGCCGCGAACCUGACUUCGUGUUCCUGCUGGACAGCUCGUUAGCUACGACUGAUGACCAGUGGCAGGCCAUGCUGGGCUUCGUCCAGGCCUUCCUGCAGCGCUAUGACGUCAAGAGUAGUCCACCACAGGUGGCGCUGCUGAGCUUCGCCGAAAAUGUAACGACGCACAUCGACCUGAGUCCUCUCUCUGAUAACUUCAAACAGGAAUUGACGAACAUAUCUCGACCUACAGGACUGACCUCUAACCUCGCUGAUGCCUUGGCCUUUGUCGCUCAUCGCGUGCUUGGCCCGGCCUCGGGUGCUGUGCGCCCAGACGCCAGCAAAACCGUUAUCCUCGUUACAUCAGGUCGCCCCUCCACUCCGACCCAGGCGAUCGGUCAGGCGUCUCAGCUGCACAUGCUGGGAUCACGCAUCGUCGUGGCGGCCGUCGGCAACAGUUUUGAUGACGUCCACCUCAACACCAUCGCUUCCACGCGCCUUCACGUGCAGAAAGUUUCCGACGUCGUCCACCUAACCUCGGUGGCCAGCCAAGUUCUAGGGGAGGCAUGUGAAACGGUGGCGAUGCUCUGCGUGGAAGGAGGCGUCUCCCGGGAGUGUUUGAUGGAGGAUGUUAUGGGCGGUUACUGCGGCGAAAUAUUGAAUAUGUUCCGCAGCGUGGCCUCUGACCCGUGCGCGAUGCAGCAAGGGGUUCCAGCAUUCGUGCGCAUGAGUCGCUUCCCACAUCCGACAGACGUGGACAAGUUCUUGCUGUGCGGCAGCGCAGGUCAUGCUUACGUCGUGCUGUGUCCGCUGGGACAAGUGUACAGCCCUCGGCUGGAGGAGUGCCACCCCGCGGGAGCCCCCGUCAACAUCACGCAGGCGUCAACCACGCGGGACACAACACCACUGAGCACAACAUCUACACCUACCACUACUACUACUACUCCGACGACAACGACGACAACGAGGACAACGACGACAGUGACAACAACACCACAGCCCACUACCGCUCCGCUGCCGAACCCUUGCACACCUGACGCCAUCCGCUCAAAUCAGACUUACCAACCACACCCGUUUGACCGGACCAAGUAUUUCCACUGCUCGGGUCUCUACACUGGUCAGAUAGAGAGCUGUCCCACAGGCAGGGUGUGGGAGCAGUCGCUUGUAAUGUGCAUCAUGCAAUGGGUCAUCGUGGACGAGGUCACCCGGCGCACGGACCCCACUUUGAACAACCCGUGCCUGGGCGGCGUGGACUACUUCGCCGUGUUCAGCGACCCGACGGUGUACAUCGAGUGCAACAUCCUGCACGAGGGCUUCUUGCGACACUGCCCUACGGGCCAGGUGUGGAAGUCCAUCUUGUCCGCUUGCGACUCCUUUUGACCUCGACGAUCGCGUUUCCUCUGGCGGGUAGACGUCGUGCGUCACGUGACGUACGGUAGCUCGCGGCACCUGACUACGCAUCCGAUUUACACCCUCAUACUUCCCUGAAGAUUCUAAUUGUUCCAUUUUUAAAGCCAGCCUUUCGUAAGGGCGAAGAGGAAGGAAUUGGGUCUUUUGUCUCAUAUUCCCCAAAUGUCCACGACCAGCAUAAAAUCCGGACACGUAGCCUCCACCAGAAGACCUACAUCCCCACCUUGCCUCGACCCUGUGUUGAUGAUAGUUCUGCUUCCUUUAGCUGUUCUACUCUUUGGCUAAUGUUGCGUGAGUAGUGCUUUGUCGUUUUUUUUAAAAAUUAUUAAACUUGUCCUAAUUA